AUGAUCGAACAGGUAAGGGAGGAAGAAAUUAUAACGCGCGAGGAAGGAUAUUGUGGAUGCUUGCCACACAAGUUCAGGUACAUCCUGUUGAUUGUGACGCUGCUAUGUCUCACCUCCAUCUCGUCCAAUAUGUUCACCUUGAACUUCACACUUAUUUGUAUGGCACCAACGAGUAAUGUUUCGGUAAGUGGUACUUUCAACUAUCAUUAGAAAGUCAUCAUUAAUAGAUGGUACAAUAACUGGUAUGAUAACUAUCAAUACCAUGAGACAACAGUUCUUGCUAUUAGUGAGAAGAUUACUAUUACAUUUAUGCCGUAACCAUUACUACUUGUGUACUGUAAGCACAUGAUUUUAGCAAGAAGUCUCCCAACUCCACCAAAAGACCUACGCCUACGACCACACUGAGAAGUCAUGGCUCAUGUGGGCUGUGGCCAUCGGCAGUUUGGUCGGCACUUUCCCAUUCAGUUGGGCCUACGGGCACUUUGGUGCUAGAUGGGUGUUCUUUGUGGCCGGUAUCAUCUCCGCGCUCUCUACUGGUGUAAUACCGUUCGCUGCCGAUUGGGGAAUCUGGCCCUUCACAGCUGCUCGGUUUGUGCAGGUAAGUUUAAAAAUAUAGUAAACACAAUAAUUAAUGAAUGGUUACAUUACCUUGUAUUGCUUUAAAAUGCUAUUUCGAUAAAGUCGUACACUAUAUAGUAAAUAGUACACAGUGUAGUAUCACAAGUUAUCACAGAAAUGUACUAAACGAUAUUGUUGUAGGGUAUUGCUUAUGCCGCUGACUUUGCCGCCAUUGGAGUACUCACCUCUCACUGGGCUUCUCUAAAACAGCAUGCCUUCUUCAUCUCCGUACUCACAUGCUACUCGCCUCUGUCAUUGACCAUCACCAACCCCAUUGCCGGAUGGAUGUGUAACACCGAAUGGCUAGGAUGGCCAAUCGUCUACUACAGUCACGCUAUCGCUGGAAUCCUGUUGUUUGUCAUCUGGGUGUUCCUGUACAGCGACUUCCCAGAUAUGCAUCGUCGUGUAUCCAUUGUCGAGCUCGAGAAGAUCCACAGAAACAAGACCAGAUCUCACAUCGAGCCUGGAGGUACCGUCCCAUACGCCGCCAUCUGCAAGAACUUCAACAUCAUUGCUUCGUGGUUGUCGGCCUUCGCUACUUUGUUGUCAGCCAUCUUUAUGCACUUGUACCUCCCCAUCUACAUCCACAGAGUGCUCAACUUCAGUAUUGUCGAGACUGGUCUUCUGGCUGCCAUCCCAACGUUCUCCUACAUCCCACUCAAACUCAUCUUCGGCACACUCAGUGACAAGAUCAAGUAGGUUAUCAUCAAUAAUAUUAUUUAUUCUGAUAAAUCAAAGUUUACCUUUCUUGCAUUAAUUCUUAGUUUUCUAAAACUUGGGUAUUAAUUUAUGUUACAUUAUCAAAUGUUAACAUUGACACUUUUUUUAGGGGUAUUGAUGAAACCACCAAGGUGUGCAUCUUCAACACCAUCGCUUUGGUUGGUCCAGCUCUCUGCUACAUUGCCCUAGCCUUUGUGCCACAAACACACCCAUGGUGGGGACUUGCCCUUCUGAUCCUCAUCCACAUGCUCUACGCUGCCAGUGGAGGCGGUUUCUACAAGUGCUUGACUUUGUCUUCUCGGUAAGUUACACUUAAGUUUAUAUUGUGUCAUUUCAUAAUAAGGUUUCACGUAUCUAUUAUUGAUAACUUAUAUAGUUGGUAUGUAAAUAAUGCCUUUUAUCAUAUUAUUCUUCCUUCACUUAUAUUAUCCAUCAUUUCAGCCAAUUCUCUCACUUCGUGAUUGCUACCGUGCAAUUCUUCAAGUGUAUCAGUUUGUUCUUGGCCCCCGCCUUGGUGUGGUUCUUUGUUGACAUCGAAGAGUCGCGAACUGAAUGGAGAACCAUCUUCUUCAUUCUCGCCUUCUUCUUGAUCGUGGUACGUUAUUGUUUUCGACUGUUUAUGAGUGUUUGAUCAUCAAAUUAACUGUGUUGUUUUCAGUCCGCUGCCAUCUUCUGGAAGGCCGCUGACACGCAGCCGGCCCACUUCACCAAAGUGGCUCCAAAGCGAUCCUCAGUCUCGGUGGUGCCUCGCAAAGACAGCAGGUACUAA
Messenger RNA from Bursaphelenchus okinawaensis, 2107 nucleotides. NCBI's taxonomy places the organism in Eukaryota, Metazoa, Nematoda, Chromadorea, Rhabditida, Aphelenchoididae. The record is from the annotation of a GenBank genome assembly.